AGCACACACAUACAUGACUGAAUGUUAGUUCAGCACCUCUUUGUCUUGAUUGGAUGCUGAAGGUCCACAUCAUUUGGAUAUUUUAGAGCCUGGGCACCAAAGAGAGCAGCCUUUCUGAGCAGAUAUUUUAUUGGAACUCCUGCAGUGUAAUGCAAAUUGUUCUCUUCUGAUUUUGAAAAAUAAGAGUCUUUAAAAAAAAAAAAAAAAAAAUUAAGCCUUGCUGCACAGAACACUUUUUUUUUUUUUAAAUAUAAAACUUUUAUUUUCUUUCUGUAAAAGACUCUUGUGAGAAAGCAGAUUUUUCAGGUCCAAGUGAAUUAAUUAGUGGUUCAAAUUCUAGAUCUUUUUAGGCUUUAAAUAAUUACACUUUUGCGUAAGUUUUGUGGGAAAGACAAAUUUGUCAGACUUAUAAAUGAGCUGAAGUCACUUCUGACCUGCAAAAAUACAAUGCCAUCUACUUAUGCACUGGUUUGUGUUUUGUAGCCAUGCAGAAAGCUUUAGAAAGUUUUCACUGCAGCAGGAAUACUGUCAAAGCUAAGGUCUGGACACUUUUUAAGCAUUUUGUUGGCCUUCCAGGAGAGCAAAUUUAAGCUUUAAGAGGAGACACUACCUGGGCUUCAAAAUGGAGGAAUCUAUUCCUUUCAUAUAAAACGGCUGUGGUGGUCUGUUUCCUGGAGUUGCGUGCAUAGCAUAAAAUAUUACUUAGAUACGAGUGGCAUGGGUUCAUGACUAGCAGGUUCCACUUCAGGUUUUAUUUCUCUGUGGUAAUGAUAGGGGAGUUUUUAUUACAGCUCAAAAUGGUUGAUACCCACUAGAUGGUGCUGUGCUGUACAAUAGGGUAAAGUGGACUAAUGUUUCCAUUAGACUGAAACAAGUUUCUGGAAAUACUCAUGAAUGUUAUUGAUGAAUGCAUUAUGCAGUGCUAUCUGUGUUUUAUCCAACUGCACUGCACAUUCUUUUCUCCACAUGACUAUGAGUUAACCAAGAGCAUUCAGAGUGUAUUCCCACCUCACGCCCAGCGUGGAAUACAAUCUGGAUUCACAGCAACUCUGACCAGGAUAAACUGCUUAGAAAUUAAUGAAAUUAACAUUUAUCUAUAAUAAUAUAAUAGAAUAAAAAAUGUCAAGGCGUAAGUGGAUAAAAAAGUUAAGGAAACUUUAAGUGUUAAGGAAAAAAGUGUACACACCCCUGUUAAAAUUGCAGUUUUUAGUUGUUGUUCCUCUUUCGGCUGCUCCCGUUAGGGGUCACCACAGCAGAUCAUUGGUCCGCCUGUUUUAUUUGGCACAGUUUUUACGCCGUAUGCCCUUCCUGACACAGCCCUCCCCAGUUUUAUCCGGGCUUGGGAUCGGCACUGAGAGCGCACUGUUGCCAGUGGCUGGGAUUGGUUCCCUGGCUGGGAAUUGAACCUGGGCUGCAGCAGUGAGAGUACUGUGGCCUAACUACUAGUCCUCCAGCGACCCAAAAUUGCAGUUUUUAGUGAAGUGAGAAAAUGAAGCCAAGAUAAAUCAUGUCAGAUGUUUUUCCACCUUUCAUGUCAUAUAGCAACAAAAUUAGCUAAAUUAAACAGCCAGUGUGCUGGUGGGACAAAAUUUCUGCUGUCUUUAGAGCAUUGCUGUGUCCAGGGAUGUAAAGUAACAAACUACUGUAUGUGUACUCUUGUUACAGUACUUGACUUCAUGGUUCACUGUAAUGGCACUUUUUUAAAUUAAAUAAUAGUACUUGAGUGUUUCAUAAAUAUUCAACUUUGCUGUGCUGUUACAGGCUAAAAAAUAUUCAUUUAAACCCAGAGGACUGUAAGUCAAUUAAAAAACAGUAUGCACAAACUUUAAAUAAUUUAAUUUCAAGACCCAAUCAAAGCAAAGCAGUUUCCUUCUGAAAGUCUACUCUUAAGGCAUAGGGUUGCCCCCCACCCCAUCAAGAAUCAGCACCCCAUCAAGAAUCAGCACCCCAUCAAGAAUCAGCACCCCUGCUUUGAAACAUGAAAUAAUAGCCAGGUAAUAUUAUGUUUAGUUAUAUACUGUUGACAAAUGAGGUGGUGCCAUUUUAGCUUUAGCAUAGCUCACAUGGUUAGCUAACAUAAUUGUUCAAAAAUGCAUUUCUCAGAUAUAUAACAUUUUGCAAUUAGUUAUCUCAGCUGGGGAGAUAUGAAAAAGAAAUUUACUCAAGUAGUUUUUCACCAGACAACAUAUUUAGCAGGGGUACUGUUAAUAGCCCAAAGGUUAUUAUUUUUCAAUAUCAGAAUAUUCCUACGUGAUUUUUUUUGUACCACAGCAACGUUUUAAAUUCUUUAUUAAUCAAUGAAUGACAUGUUGUACUUUUUAUCCAUUUAUAGUGCCUGUUAUCACUUGCAUCACAACAUUGCAUCUCACCUGCAUUGCUUUUUUCUCUUUCCUGAAGUUCAUAAGACAAAAAAAUUCAGCUUGUAAUGUUACCAUGAAAAUUCAAAGCCCUCUGUUCUGAAGACUUUCCCAUGUUGAAAAAAAAUUAACCCUCAUCUGCUCAGUUGUAUCCUGUCUCAGUUGUAAAUUGCUUUGAAUAAAAAUGCUCUGGGCAAUAUUCUGCUGGUCCUUGUGUAGGAUCUUGGGUCCUGGCAUUCAUGUGGAUGUUACUUUGACAUGAAAAUCAAGUACACCGCUUCAUGGUAAUGGUAUUCCCUAAUCGGACUGGCCUCUUUCAGCAGGAUAGUGUGCCCUGCCACACUGCAAAAAUUGAUCAGGAAUGGUUGGAGGAACAUGACAAAGAGAUCAAGGUGUUGAUUUAGCCGAUUGAGCAUCUGAGGGAUAUUCUGGACAAACAAGCCCAAUCCAUGGAGGCCCAACCUCGCAAUUUACAGAACUUAAAGGAUCUGCUGCUAACGUCUUGGUGUUGUUUGAUCUCAAGUUGUUUGAUCAGCCUUAGUGUGAAAUCAUAUCCUGUUUACAAGUUGAGGAAUUAUGCAGGCCCAACCAAAAUGCACCCGUCUCCACCCACACCUGUGUAAAGGUUUUACACACUGUACAGGUUUAUGUAGUGUAUAUAGCAACAGCAUUAUGCUUAAUACUGUUUUGAAAUCUGAAUCUGAAAAAAAUACAGCUUUAAUUUACAAAAUUUUGUGCGAGUUUUGAAGGGAGUUAUGGCUGGAUACACGUCAAAACCAGACACCCACCUUCUACAUCCACCAUAGUAUGCUGAAGCUCCAGUUUUGUCUGUGUUGAGUGACAUAUUAAAAAUGAAUCAGAGAAGGCGGUGCGUGGUAAAGAAUUUUGCAGUUUGUGCAACUGUAGGUGAAAUAAUGUAAUUGAAAUCUACAGUAUACUUACUCAACUCAACUCAACUUUUAUUUAUAAAGCACUUUCAAAACCAUUAAAAUGGACCAAAGUGCUGUCCAUAGAUAAUAAAAAUACUAAAAUACAUGAAAACAUAAAAUAACAAGAAGACAUAACAUCAGGAAAAGCAUACAGCCAAUCCUUCACAAUUCUCCGACCUAAUCAAACGCCAAAAGCUUGAUAAAAUAAGUAGGUCUUCAAGUCCUUUUUAAAAAUGUCCAUGCUUGACGAGGAUUUUAUAGAUAACGGUAACACAUUCCAGAGUGCAGGAGCUGCAACAGAAAAAGCGCGGUCUCCACUACGCCUCAACCGAGACCGUGGGACAGUUAGGAGCAUAGUUUGAGAGGAACGCAGAUGACGUUGAGAUUGGUAAGAGAUUAACAUGUCCUUUAUAUACUCAGGAGCCUGAUUGUACAAUGCUUUAUAGACAAACAUUAACACCUUGUAUUGUAUCCUGUAUUUUACAGGUAACCAAUGAUCUCGUUUUCUGGUGUUUGUCAGAAUUCUUGCAGCAGCAUUUUGGACGUACUGAAGACAAGCAACCAGGGAUUCACUUAUGCCUAGAUAAAGUGCAUUACAAUAAACCAACUGUGUGGCAAUAAAGGCAUGCAAAACAGUCUCCAAGUCCUUGUUUGAAAGGAUAGGUUUCAGUUUAGACAAUUUUCUUAACUGAAAAAAAGAUGUUUUCACAACGCUGUUAACUUGACGAUCAAAGCGGAUUUCAAAAUCGAAAAUUACUCCAAGAUUCUUCACAUAACUAUUAUUGGACAACCGUCCAUAACUUUCAAUCAGGUCAUUUCCGGGUAGUGUGUUCCCAAACAUAAUAAACUCAGUCUUAUCCUCAUUUAGUUGUAAAAAAAAAUUAUUUGCUAGCCAUCCCUUUACCUCAGUCAAACACUCAUAAAAAUUAGCAAAAGAUGUACAGCCAUCUCAUUCCAAAGGAAAAUACAGUUGUAGAUCAUCAGCAUACAAGUGAUAAUUAAUAUUGUAUUGCCUAAAAAUUGACCCCAAGGGUAACAUAUAUAAUGAAAAUAAAGUCGAACUGAGAAUUGAUCCCUGAGGAACCCCCCAAGUGAUAGUCGCAGAUGACGAAACAUAAUUUCCAAUUUUAACUGAGCAUGUCCUGUCCUGCAGAUAGGAGGAAAACCACUUAAGGGCUACACCCUUAAUCCCAACAUAAUCUCUAAGGCGUUCUAUUAAAAUCACAUGAUCUAAAGUAUCGAAGGCUGCACUUAAAUCUAACAUCAUUUAGGCAACACUUUUCCCAGAGUCAAUACUUAAAAAAUAUCAUUUGUAACCUUUAAUAAUGUUGAUUCUGUGCUGUGUUUGGUCCUAAAUCCAGACUGAAAAAUAUCCAUUAUGUUGUUUCCAAUCAAAAAUUCAACAAGUUGAUUAUGGACAACUUUCUCUAAAAUCUUAUUCAUAAAAGGCAAUUUGGUAAUAGGCCUAAAAUUUUUAAAAUCCUGUGAAUCUAAGUUCAUUUUCUUUAAGACUGGUUCAAUAACAGCAUACUCUGGAUUUAAAUAAUUAUGUAGCUGUCAAAAUUAUUUAUUCUAUUCUGACGUUCUUUGGGAUCUACUCACUGCAGUGCUGAACACAGCUGUAAUAAGCUAAGGGAUAGGUUGAGCAGCGAUUGUUUCUUCUGGAGGAUCUUAACACUGUGUGGUUUAGUGUUGUGCCCAUUCCUGCUCUUGAAGAUUCACAUUCCAGCAGAGAUUCAAAUCUAACAGAACUGAGUCUGACAUUCCUCCUUCAAACUGGAUUACAGUUAGAGCUACACUUUGCAGUAGUGUUGUUACAAUACAGUAUAUGAAUGGGUGAUUAUCUAACCAUUAACUUUUGCAAAAAUGCAGAGUAAAAUGGGUAUCCAUCUUUCCUUUUUUUUUUUCAACUCAUUUUGUUAAAGCACACUGCCUUUCCUCACAACCACUCUCUCUUUUAGCUUAUAAUGACCAUGUGAUAAAUACCCACAAUGUAAGAGAUUUUUUUUGGAAGAGUCAUUUUCAAAAAUAUCUUUUCAUUUGGAUUGAGCUAUUUUUAAAUUGAACAAUUUUCUGUUCUACAAAAUCAUAAAUUUUUAAUUCAUCUUCAGUAAAUGUUUUAUCCAUGUCAGGGUUAUGGUGGAUCCUAAGACUAUCCUGGAAGCAUUGGAUGUAAGGAAAGAAUACACCCUGGACAGAAUACACACAUACAUUCCCCCACUUGUUCACACAUAUGGACAAAUUAGAGUCACCAGUCCAUCAACUGGCAUGCUAUUGGGAGGUGUUAGGAAACCAGAGAGCCUGGACACUAUUAGUUCUUUAGUAGUUUUUCACGUCCAAGUGAAUUAAAAGUUUGAAAUUUUAGGGAUUCAAAAUCCAGAUCAUUUUACAACAUGUGAACUCUUGACACACUGGGUACGACUAAUAAUCUGCUGAAUCACUGUGACCAAGGCUAUAAAUACACCUUUGUGUAAGUUUUGUGGGAAAGACAAAUCUAUCAAACUGAUAAAUGAGCUGAAGUCACUCCUGACUAGCAACAUACAAUGCCAUGUAUGUAUGCAAUGGUUUGUGUUUUGCAGCCAUGCAGCUCAACCCUGAUCUGAUCUUUUAAUAAAUAAAUGCUGUAAGUCAAGCCAUCAGAAUGUAUUGCAUGGGCAGAUAUUAUUUUUCUUCACUAAGCCACUGUUUAUAUACAUAUUACAUAUAUUACAUACAGCAUGCCUUAUUUUUCCAACCCCCAGUGCUUGGCGUAAAAAUCUGCUGUUGAUGGGUGGAGUGCUCGGAUAUAAAGCAUGGUGUUGCAGUGUUUAUACAGCAGAGCACUUUAGAAGGAAAGUUUUCACUGCAGCAGAAACAUGGUUAAAGCUAAGGUCUGGACACUUCGGAAGCAUUUUGUUGGCUUUCCAAAGGAGAGUGACUUUGAGCUUAAAGAGGAGACAUUACCUGAGCUUCAAAAUGGAGAGGUCCAACUGGAGGCCAUCUUCCUCAGCCUUGAUCCAUAUAUGAGAGCUGUGAGUUCAACUUUAAUGAAAGAAGGUGAUGUACAGAUUGGAGCUCAGGUUGCAAAGGUACUUCAAAGCCGGAACCCAGCAUUUCCUGUGGGCUGUUAUGUGGUUGCUCCAUGUGGAUGGAGGACACACAGUGUGACCAAUGGCAAAGCAAUUUUUAGCCUUGAAAUGACUCGAGUUCUUCCUGAUUGGCCCCAAGACGUUCCUCUUUCCUUGGCUGUUGGUGCACUAGGGAUGCCUGGUUUGACUGCCCUGUACGGCCUAGAGGAGAUUCUGCAGGUGAAGCCAGGUGAAACUGUUCUGGUGAGUGCAGCAGCUGGUGCUGUGGGUACCAUGGUGGGACAGAUUUGUAAGAUUAAAGGCUGUAAAGUGGUGGGUUCUGCUGGGAGUGAGGAAAAAGUGGCCUACCUGAAGGAGCUGGGCUUUGACUACGUUUUCAACUACAAGACCGUAACAUCUCUGGAUGAGGCACUGAAGCAAGCUUCACCUGAAGGCUAUGACUGCUAUUUUGAGAAUGUUGGAGGUGCUUUCUUUACUGCAGCACUUAGUCAGAUGAGGCCUCGAGGACGCAUUGCUGUGUGUGGUGCAAUAUCGCUGUACAACGCCACCACACCUCAGAUGUGUCCUUUUCCCCACAUGACCAUGCUGGCCAAGAGCAUUAGGAUGGAGGGAUUCCAAGUCAGUCAGUGGCCAGAGAAAGAUGUGGCAUCUGUCAGAAGACUGCUUAAGUGGCUGAAGGAGGGGAAACUUAAGGCCAAAGAAAAUGUCACAGUGGGCUUUGAGAAGAUGCCUGCUGCCUUCAUCCAGAUGCUGAGAGGGACAGAACUGGGAAAAGCUGUUGUUAAAGUGUAAUGACUUUGCUUUUUGUAAUGUCACGUAUAGAAAAUUCAGUGCAUAUUUGCUGUUUUGGACAAUUCAACAAUUUUGAAUACAAGUAAACAAUACAAGUUUUAUGAAAUUUGACUAUUUUUCUGGUGUCUUACUCCCAAGGAAUAAUUUUCAUAAGUAUAAAUAUACAUGUAUACUAGUAAUAUAUGUAUAUGUAUACAAAUAUUUUACUAUGUUGCAAGGUACAGCAGGUAGCAUGGUCCCUGGCUGGUUCAAUCCUGAGCUCAGGUUACUGUCUGUGUGGAGUUUCACAUAUUCUCCAUGUGUCUGUGUGGGUUUCCUCUAGGCUCUGUGGUUUCCUCCUAUCUCCUAAAAACAUACUAAUAGGAGCAUUGGCUAUUCUAAAUUGUCCCUAGUUGUGUACGAGAGUGCAAAUGUAUGUGCAUUGUGUCCAGCAAUGGACAGGCUUCCCAUCCCACUGUACUCCCACCUCGCACCCAGUGUUCCAGGCUCUGGAUCCAACACCACCACCCUGACAAGGAUAAAACACUUACUGAAGAUGAAUGAAUUAAAUACUUUUAUCUUUGUAAUAUAUUUUGGCAAAAAGUAGUUCAUUCUCACAGUUAUUUUUUUGGUUGUAGUUAGUUUAUAUCAUCAUCAUCAUUAUUAACUGAGAAAUAUUUGUUGUUAUUUUGUACUAUUUCCUUCUGUCACCAAAGUUUAGUUUUCAGUACAAGUAAUUACUUACAUAUAGAAAAGAAUAUAUAUAAAAUUAUAUUUAGAACUUUUAUUUGGCCUUCCUUUUGGGAAGUAAGA
Messenger RNA from Pangasianodon hypophthalmus (striped catfish), 7938 nucleotides. It is a transcript of the gene ptgr1.2, whose product is annotated as prostaglandin reductase 1, tandem duplicate 2. Gene Ontology annotation, cellular component: cytoplasm. The coding region runs from base 6142 to 7146 and encodes 334 amino acids. The record is from RefSeq and is a predicted model, not a curated record. The transcript has 8 exons. Gene Ontology annotation, biological process: prostaglandin metabolic process. Gene Ontology annotation, molecular function: 2-alkenal reductase [NAD(P)H] activity; 15-oxoprostaglandin 13-reductase [NAD(P)+] activity. NCBI's taxonomy places the organism in Eukaryota, Metazoa, Chordata, Actinopteri, Siluriformes, Pangasiidae.